Messenger RNA from Desarmillaria tabescens, 1002 nucleotides. RefSeq lists its product as uncharacterized. Lineage: Eukaryota; Fungi; Basidiomycota; Agaricomycetes; Agaricales; Physalacriaceae. The transcript has a single exon. The record is from RefSeq and is a predicted model, not a curated record. Bases 1 to 1002 code for a protein of 333 amino acids.
AUGCAGCGCUUCAAUCUCCCGAUUCUUGAACCUCUUGAGAGGCCAAAUUCAUGGUACCAGCCCACUACACCAAUGCCUGUUGCACCCAGUCAUGCGCCGACUCCUAUUGAUGACAACCUUGACCGCCAACCCUCACCUAGCUCCUACUCUUCACCUAUCCCUGCCCGCCCUGUACCAAUGUCAUCAAAACUCGACCUGCCAACUCUCACAUCCAUCACCUCCACAGAUGUCCUUAUAUGGCUCACGUGCUGCGCAGAUUCUUUCGAGGCCUGGUCAGCACUGAACAAUGACAAGAAACUCAAACCUGAAACUCAGAUUCUGGUUGCUGGACUCAAGAUGGAGCAUGCUGAGGCAAUGGCUUGGUGGAAUGAGAAUCGUGAGGCGCUGAAGAAAAUUACAUCAUGGGAUGAUUUUUCUGCAAAGGUGAAGGAUCGUUUUGUGCCAUCGAAUUGGUGCUUGGAUGCUCUUGCUGCCUUCUACGCAGUGAAACAUGCUGCAGGUGCUGACUUCCAAAUGUAUGCAUCAGACCUUCAGACAGCCCGCAAUGCACUUGCUUCAGCUGGAGCUGGCUAUACCAUCUCAGAUUCCAUCGUCAAGAACCAUCUUCUCUUUGGUGCCCACCCUAUCCUCUCCCUUCGUGUUCAUGGCACAUCAUCCUUUUCUACAUUCUAUGGCACUAUGAAGCUCAACGUACUGAUCAACCUGAUGUCGACAACUUGGGCAAGCCUUGUCGCAGAAGGUGUCGUUUGCCUCAGGCCAGCUGUACCUGCAACUCAGUUGCUGCCCAGCUCUGUUACUAGCCAUUCUACACCACAAUCUAAUAGUACAACACCUACGUCAGUGCACCGCUAUCCUCUUCUGGAUCUGACGUAUGCUGAAAGAGAAGCCCUUCAUGUGGCAGGUGGUUGUUUUCAUUGCCGAAAGACCCCCAAAUCACCUGAUUGGAACCACCAUACAGCUCACAAUUGUCCUGGUGAUCCAGCAGCAGGUAUUGCCCCCUGA